Messenger RNA from Drosophila elegans, 3598 nucleotides. Its product is annotated as trichohyalin. Bases 63 to 3578 code for a protein of 1171 amino acids. The record is from RefSeq and is a predicted model, not a curated record. The transcript has 2 exons. Lineage: Eukaryota; Metazoa; Arthropoda; Insecta; Diptera; Drosophilidae.
UCAGACGAAUCGUGCAACUAAAAAUUAUAUAAAAAUUAAAAUUUACUAAGGAUUGCAUUUCAAUGGCAAACAUAAACAAGAAAGAUGGAAUGAACCGUCAUAAGAAGCGGUUCUUGGUUGACCGCCUAGAGCGUAGUUGCCGUCAAAAGCGCCGCUCUAGUCCGCCCCAUUUGUUGGCCCCAAUGCCAUCAAGUAACAACCUGGCCCGGAGGAGGUGCAGUUCGUCUACGUUCGAGUGGCGAAAGAGGGUGCAGCACUUGGAUCAUCUGGAAGACCAGUACAUGCGUGAUGAGCAGGAGAUGUGGAACCUCGAGUUCUCAGCCGAAGAGUGUCCCAAGCGGGAACAACCGCCCAUAAGGGUCAAGCCGAAUAAAAAGCGUGCCAAAACCGUUGGCGUUCAGGUGAAUGUUCCAGGGCUCUCUGCUCGGGCUGAACGCGAUCUUUGCGAGCGCGAGCGUAAGCAGCGGCAGAUUCUGCUGCGACGGGAGAGGGAGCGUGUCGAGCGGCAGCUCAGGGAGCAGGAGCGGGAUAGGCAACGCACUCUGCUGGCCAAGCAGCAGCAGCUGGACCGUCAGCGUCUGGAAAAGGCACGUCAACAGCGCGAUCGGCGGUUGCGCGAGCAGCAACAGAAGGUCAAGGAGCGACGCGACUACGAGCGCUAUCUCCUUUUUAAAAAGCGCGAGGAACAGCGACUGCAGGAUCAGUGUUCGCGAGCACGGAGACGUCCUUCCACACCUUCAUCGCAGAAUGUAGAGUUGGUGGAGGAAGUUGGAAUUGUCCUCCAGCAGGCCUCCAGACAGGACCCCAAGCAGAACCUCAGGCACAUGUCCCUUACCGCCAUGACGGUGCCAGCCGAAUCAGACCCAUCCCAGAGUGCAAGACGCGAGCAGCAAUUGCACCUACGGGCGGAGAACGUAAGACAAAAAGUGUUGGCCUAUGAGAAGCUCAAGGAAUUUCAUCGAGAAAAGGCCAGGGCCAAGCGGGAUCGGCAACUCAGGAUGCGGGAUGUGGAGGUGUCACGCACGCAGUUCGGGGAUGCUGAGAUGACAAAUCUAAAGGAAACAACCGAAGAAGAAGCGAGGAAGAAACAAAAAAAAGAGAGGACACAAGGACACCAGAAAAAGGAAAUGUUUGAACAACUUAAAAGCGAAAUAGUGCAAAUGGAAGACUUAAAAGGAAAGGCAAUGCAAAGACAAGAAAGAGAGAUUAAGGAGCUCAAGAUGAAACUCAAUGAGGUGCAAGACCGAGAAAAAAGGUACAAUGAGGUAAUAAAGAGAAUUUCUCAAAACUCAAAAGAACUUGAAAAAAGAGAGAAAGAUGAGUGCGAAAGACUCGCUGAAGAAGAGGAACUUCUAAGAGAAAAAAGGCUUUUGGAGAAGCUUAAGCGAAGCAAGAGCGAAAGGGAUGAGUUGGAUAGAAAAGCCAGAGAGGAAGACCUAAAGAGGGAACAGAUUCUAACAAGGUGGGUUCAAAUGCAAGAGCUACAAGAGAAGAGGGAAACAGAAGAGCGAGAAGAACGGCUGAAGAGUGUUGUAGAAUGUGAAAGGAAAAUUGAGGAGACUGUAAAUACGGAAGAUAAAGCUAAUAAGCAAUCAGUGGAGGGACUUGAUCGAUUGAAAGAGGUCAACGAUCAUCUCAGUCACCAAAGUGAAAAGCUAGACCAAAAAGAGAAAGAGAGGGAUGAAAGGCUUCGGCAAAUGAGAGAGAGAAGAGAACAAGUAAUUCAACUGGAAUGUGAGAAAAGAGAGUUCGCAAAUAAUCUCAAGGAGCAAUUCGAAAAGCUAUUGGAAAGUCACAAAAAGGAUGAGUUGCUGCAAAAUCAUUUGGAGAAAACAAGGCUAAAAAAAUCACAAGAUCUGGUAACAAUAGAAGUGGAAACGGCGAUCAAAAGCCAGAAUUGUGAAGAUCAGGCUACCGAAGAAGCCCAAAUAAGAGAGGACAGUAUACCGACACAGGACACGAGGAUCAUUGCAAGUGAGGGAAAGACAAAAACCCAGCCACAGAAUAUGGAAUCACCUCCAGGAGACGUAAAUCCCAUACAGCGUUCAUCUAGCAAGAAGAUCCCACGCGGAGAAAGCAAUGACUUCCUAACAAAGGUCCAGUCGUGUUGUCAGCAAGGUGAACCUGAGCCAAAAGGUGACCAGAAUGUCAGAGUUUGGUCAAGUAUGCUUAUGGAAAAAAACAACAGACUUAAGGACCAGGUCCUGGAGUGGCGGCAGGUGCUCGGGGAGUUGCGCUUGGAAGCGGGACAACUGGCAGAACAGAACCCUUCGGGCAGCCGUUGCCAAAGAAAGUCAUCAAUUGCAGUUCAGGAAAGGAAAAUCGAAAACAACCCGGUUGCUGAGAAAGUAGUCGACGAUAAAUGGUCACAUCUAUUGAAGCGCUGCCCGAAAUCCGGAGAAAAGGCCAGUUCCAGCCACGAGUACUUUCAGCCUGGAGCAUCAAAGACUCGCAGCGAACGAUGGUCUCGUUUCAUUGGCAGUGAAGAAGAAUCCGAAGACAAGAAUCUUGCAAGCCAAAGACGCAAUCGCGAAAGCUCCUCCAGCAGCGAAAACAAUCCGGACAAGGGUCCUCGCUACUCCCUCGUGGACACGUGUUGUCCGCGCAAUAAGAUCUAUACGGUUGAAGAACAAAACAUUCAACCAACGCCAUAUGGAAACAGCGAGCAGCAGAAAGCCUAUAACUCUUAUGUUCGCAAACGGGUGGCCAAGUGGCGCAAAACGCUUAGACCGAAUUCACUUUCCACUGACGAGGAAGAACCUGAGGAGCGAGAAAGUGGUGGAGGCAAAUCGAACAAACUUGGCUUGACAUACUGCACGCAAACUGGGAAAAAGCGUUAUCCAAAGAUAAGAAAAGGUACAUUUAAACAGAAGGAUGACCAGGUGCAACAGAAUCAGCGGGUAUUUGGCCAUCUUCUAAAAGAAGCUCGGACAUCUGAGUACCAUCAAGAAACUUUAUCUGGUGAAAUCUGCCUUUUGCAGCGAAAGUUGUUGGAGGGCCAAGCCAGUGCUACAAGCCAACAUUCCCAGAAAGCAGCUAUGCAGGCUGCUUGGCGUGUAAUCGGCCUUUUCCAGUUGGAUGAUGCAUAUGCCAGUUGCGAAGAAGAGUUUGAAACUUCUGGAAAUGAAUUACCCGAGCAGAUAUAUCUACAGGAGACCGAAAGCAAGAUGAAGCUUCCUAGGCCUGUCUUUCAAACUCUAAUGGCACCUCAGUUUCCAUCCAAUCUGCCCCAUCUCGUUGAAAAAAUGGUCGUGUUGGACAAUGAGCUGGAGGCGCAUCUUAAAAAGAUUUCCAAUCGCGUCUUUGCACGACAAGGUGGCAAAGAACUGCGACGGAAAAUGGAUCACUUGGUGGACCAACAGCGGCGCACACAAAGGUUAUACCUGGCCAAAAUGUGUCGGGAGUCCGAGGAAGAGUUGCUGCACCAUUGGAGGCGGCUGGCCAGGAACUCGCUGCUCGGACUGAGGGAAGUCUUUCACGACUAUUGCGACAUGCGUGACAGACUGCCAUGCAUGGCCAAACAGACCAUUGAGGGACUAUAUAGCGAAUGGAAGGAGCGGAGGUUUGCAGUUCAAUAAAUACAAUUGUUACAGAGAUU